AGCUCGUUCUUCCGCAGGAAAUUCAUGUAGUCGUAGCAUCGCUAGCAUUCAGUGACAAGCUUCCUCAUUUAACCUCUUCAAUAAGUUGACAGCAUAUGGUCACUGGAAAUAAUAUUUAGGCUUUAGCUUAACUGUUUCUCUCUGAGAGGGAAGGCAGUGAGAUAUCCAGGAUGGAUAAAGCUCUGCUCAGAGAGCGAGAGCUCUUUAAAAAGAGAGCUCUGUCCACUCCUGUAGUUGAGAAGAGACCGGCAACCUCUGAGGCCUCUGGAUCCUCCAAGAAGAAAAAGAGCAAACCGGACAAAGAGAGCUCGUCAUCCUCCAAAAACAACACAGAUCCCAGCAAUGGCUCCUUCAAUCUCAAAGCACUUUCUGGGAGUUCAGGAUACAAAUUUGGAGUUUUGGCCCGCAUCGUCAACUAUAUGAAGACCAGGCACCAGAGAGGUGAUACUCAUCAUCUGACUCUGGAUGAAAUUCUGGAUGAGACCAAGCUGCUGGACAUCGGCAUGAAGCAGAAACAAUGGCUCAUGAGCGAGGCAUUAGCAAGUAAUCCUAAAAUUGAUGUGCGGGAAGGGAAAUAUGCCUUUAAACCCAAAUAUCAUCUGAAGGAUAAGAAAGCUCUGCUAAGACUACUGGACAAACACGAUCAGCUGGGACUAGGAGGAGUGUUACUAGAUGAUGUUGAAGAGGGUCUGCCAAACUCGGCCAAGGCUAUAAAGGCACUUGGGGAUCAGAUCAUAUUUGUGACCAGGCCAGACAAGAAGAAGGUUCUUUUCUACAAUGACAAACACUGUCAGUUUAUUGUUGAUGAAGAGUUUCAGAAGCUGUGGCGCAGCGUUCCUGUUGAUUCCAUAGAUGAGGAAAAGAUCGAAGAGUACCUGAAGAAACAGGGCAUAUCGUCCAUGCAGGAGACGGGACCAAAGAAAAUCGCACCCAUUCAGAAGAGGAAGAAACCUGGAACACAGAAAAAGAGACGGUUUAAGACUCAUAAUGAUCAUCUGAAUGGCGUUCUGGAGGACUACUCUGAGGGAGUUCCCUCCAAGAAGUGACACACACACACACACACACGCAGCUUUAAAGGCUCAAAGUGACAAGACUGAUAUCUGUGUGAUGUUUGUAUAUCUGAUCUAAUGUCUUAUUGCCAAAACCAUAAAGACAUGCAGACACACACACACACACACACACACACACACCUUAAAACUGUACUGAGUGACACGAAUGUGAACGGAUUGUAAAUAUUUCCUUCCACUGUUAUGUUUUACUUUUUGCUAGUUCUUUAACAAUGGACAACUAAGCUCUUCUUUUUUUAGAUUUAAAGAUUAAACAAGAGCAAUCAAACCACA
Messenger RNA from Puntigrus tetrazona (Sumatra barb), 1340 nucleotides. It is a transcript of the gene gtf2e2, whose product is annotated as general transcription factor IIE, polypeptide 2, beta. Gene Ontology annotation, biological process: transcription initiation at RNA polymerase II promoter. The transcript has 8 exons. Lineage: Eukaryota; Metazoa; Chordata; Actinopteri; Cypriniformes; Cyprinidae. Bases 171 to 1046 code for a protein of 291 amino acids. The record is from RefSeq and is a predicted model, not a curated record. Gene Ontology annotation, cellular component: transcription factor TFIIE complex.